Molecule: messenger RNA, 1033 nt
Organism: Rhinopithecus roxellana (golden snub-nosed monkey)
Lineage: Eukaryota; Metazoa; Chordata; Mammalia; Primates; Cercopithecidae
Product: claudin-11-like
Exons: 4
Coding region: 227-1033 (268 amino acids)
Biological process (GO): bicellular tight junction assembly; cell adhesion
Cellular component (GO): bicellular tight junction; plasma membrane
Molecular function (GO): structural molecule activity
Source: RefSeq, a predicted model, not a curated record
AGAGGGGGCGGGGGCGCGCUGCCCAGCAGCUCUGCUAUCCCCGCCGUGAGCCCUUAGCCGCUGAGCUCGCAGCCUCCCGCGCCAACCUCCGCCUCCAGUGUCCCGCCUCGGGCCGUCGCCCUCCAGCGACUCGCGAGCGUGGGAGACGUACCUGGGCAGGCACUGUCCAGCCCGGACCCAGGCACAGCCGUGAGGGGCGAGGCACGGGGACGAACUGGCGCCCACCAUGGUAGCCACGUGCCUGCAGGUGGUGGGCUUCGUCACGAGCUUCGUGGGCUGGAUCGGCGUCAUCGUGACCACCUCCACCAAUGACUGGGUGGUGACCUGCGGCUACACCAUCCCCACCUGUCGCAAGCUGGACGAGCUGGGCUCCAAGGGGCUGUGGGCCGACUGCGUCAUGGCCACGGGGCUGUACCACUGCAAGCCCCUGGUGGACAUCCUCAUCCUGCCGGGCUACGUGCAGGCCUGCCGUGCCCUGAUGAUUGCUGCCUCAGUCCUGGGUCUGCCAGCCAUUUUACUGCUGCUGACUGUUCUUCCCUGCAUCCGGAUGGGCCAUGAGCCCGGUGUGGCUAAGUACAGGCGGGCCCAGCUGGCUGGUGUUUUGCUCAUUCUGCUGGGUAAGACAGCUUUCUCAAUGAAGUCCCAGAAGGUUCUCCUGGGCUCUGAGGAUGGCAGAGCCAAAAGAUGGGUCCGUUGUAUUGGGUGCUCAUGUUUAGAAAUUCUGGCCUUCCGUAUGAGUGUCCAGGUAUCCGCAAGAUUUAUUUCUCAGUGGGUCACCACUGCCUUUGGGUUGGAUGUUGUUUUCACUGAACGAGCUAGCUCUGGAAAUGUAAAGCUCAUUGUCUCAGCGUGGCACCUGCUGAUCUCCUCUAGGUCUUCUCACCACGGAGCCCCAAGUGCCUUGUUUCCCCUGUUGGCAGUGGUGGGAGGAGCACGGGGAGUGAAGGCUCCCUUUGUGUUCCUCUGGACUGUUUUCUGCCACUCCCUCAGAGAAGCCAGCACUAGGCCUGGGCAGGGUCCUCAGGGUCACUGA